UUUAAGAUUUCUGUCAUUUAAUUUGUACCCUGCAGUCUGUCAUGCGCACCCAGAGUGUGCAAAGGGGCGGGGAUCCUGCCGGACGCAGUGCCGCACAUGGGAGAAGCAGCAGCACGGCGGCUGCGGCCACGACUGCAAGUGCUGUGUGCCCGUGGACAAUGGGGCGUUGGAAAUCAGUUCGUGCAUGAAGGAAGGAGGGACGUUGAAGGGGACCUGUGCAGCAACAGAGGAGGAGGUGGGUCUUGGCUGCACGGGCAAGUACUGCUGCUGCGCGCCUAAGGAUGCUUGCGCGCCUCACGGACACUGUGCAGACGGACGGGGAUCUUGUCGGACGAAGUGUCAGAUCUGGGAGAAACAGCAGGGAGGCUGUGGUCACCACUGCAAAUGCUGUGUACCCAUAGACAACGGUGCUAUAGAGAUGGAGGAAUGUGUGAAGGCUGGAGGAUCAAUCAAGGAAAAGUGUUCAUCGAUCGAGAAAGAGGUGGGGCCGGGAUGCUCCAAGGGACACUGCUGCUGCGCUCUCCUGGAUGGUUAGUUUAAUGAACUUCUUAUUUUCUUUUCUUCUGUGUAUUUUUUUUUUCUUUGAUACGGAUUAUCUAUCAUUACACAGACCCCCCUUUAUUCACUUUGUUCCCAACUUUUCCCAGUGUGCCUGGGCAACCCAAUGUGUGACGACGGGCGAGGCCUCUGCCGCACUGCCUGCCGUGAAGGGGAGGAGGUGAAGUACGGGCUCUGUGGCGCUCACUGUAAAUGCUGCGUUGCUGUUAAUGAAGGUGAGCCUCAUUACGUGACUUAAAUCCACUGUCCACUCUUUCAUGUGUUUGGCUGAAUGAUCAGGUUCUUACUGCUACGUCAUUAGGGGAGUUGGUGGUGAAUCAUUAAAGAAAUCGGGAAAAAAAAAAAAAAAGGAGCUCUGAAAGAUUAGACAAACCUCUGGAUGAGGAUGAUAAGUGAAAAUAGGUAGAUAUGUUUCAUACAGGGACUGACACGUUCCAGCCUGACAGCUUCUAGCAGCUUCCCCUGUUUUCUUAUGCCAUAUUCUUAA
Messenger RNA from Scylla paramamosain (green mud crab), 1045 nucleotides. Its product is annotated as keratin-associated protein 5-1-like. The record is from RefSeq and is a predicted model, not a curated record. Bases 185 to 535 code for a protein of 116 amino acids. The transcript is spliced from 4 exons. NCBI's taxonomy places the organism in Eukaryota, Metazoa, Arthropoda, Malacostraca, Decapoda, Portunidae.